AUGUUGUCUGCCAUUGAUAUUGCCAACCUAUUUGUCACAUACAUAUGGAAGCUACAUGGCCUCCCCAAAAGCACAGUCUCAGAUAGAGGUCCCACAUUUAACGCCAAAUUCAUUUGUCAUCUCUAUAAAAGGCUGGACAUUAAGCCAACAUAUUCCACAGCGUAUCAUCCCCAGACAGAUGGACAGACUGAACGCAUACAAAGAGAAGCCGAGAUCUUUAUACAAAUGUUUGGGAAUCAUUGCCAAUCAGAUUGGGUAGCAUUACUACCAUUGGCUGAAUUUGCUUUAAACAAUUUAAAGCAAACUUCCACAGGCAAAUCCCCUUUCCAAAUUUGUUAUGGCUAUAACCCAAGAUUUUUGGUUGGUCAAAAAUCAGACAAGGUAGUUCCAAACGCAGACAAACAUGCAGAAUUUCUGGAAAAAGGAUACGACAAAGUCAAAGCAGCUCUAUCAUUAUCCCAGGAAAGAAUGAAGUACUUUUAUGAUCAAAGACAUAAAGACAAAGAUGAAAUUCAAGUAGGAGACAAGGCCUGGCUGAGUCAUCAAAACAUAUCCACAGACAGACCCUCAAUGAAACUCAGCCAUAAAAAAUUAGGACCCUACUUAGUAAUCAAAAGAAUAGGAUCACACACAUACAAACUUCAAUUACCCCACACUAUGCGCAUACACCCUGUGUUCCAUAUCAAUCUUCUUACUAAAUUUCAUCCUGACCCUCACGGACGCAACCCUCCCCAACCUGCAUCCAUUAUCACAAAAGAAGGAGAGGAGGAAUAUGAGGUUGAAAAAAUCCUGGAUAGCAAAUGGAAAGGACGUGGUAAAACAAGGAAACUCUGGUAUCUGAUUAAGUGGAAAGGAUAUGAUGAAGGAAGCAAUUCCUGGGAGCCAAUUGAUAAUGUGGCCAAUGCCAAGGAAGCAAAAGAAGAGUUCCAUAAGGAGUACCCUGAUGCAGUUGGAGCUUGA
Molecule: messenger RNA, 960 nt
Organism: Rhizoctonia solani
Lineage: Eukaryota; Fungi; Basidiomycota; Agaricomycetes; Cantharellales; Ceratobasidiaceae
Product: Transposon Tf2-12 polyprotein
Exons: 1
Coding region: 1-960 (319 amino acids)
Biological process (GO): DNA integration
Molecular function (GO): nucleic acid binding
Source: RefSeq, a predicted model, not a curated record